AUGAGUAACAUAAAAUAAUCAGAGGAGUUAGGAUAUAUUUUUGAAAGGAAAAAUUAACAAAAGAAUUUGGGCAACGCACUUGAGAAGCCUCAUAUCCAUAUAAAAAGAUUUCAGCUUGAUUGUAUGGGAGGAUAGCUUUAUUAUUUAUACAGACACAAUUUAAACAUUAAAAUACUUUAAUUUAUUUGUACAGAAACUUAAGAAGAAAAUUGA
This is a messenger RNA of Paramecium octaurelia, 213 nucleotides long. The record is from the annotation of a GenBank genome assembly. Lineage: Eukaryota; Ciliophora; Oligohymenophorea; Peniculida; Parameciidae.